AUGAAUAAGCCCGUGUAUACAAAACCAGCCGGUUCUCGUUCCAUUCGAAACGGGAACCAUCUACGCAGGGCCGCUCGGGCUCGGGCUUCGCCCAGCGCCCUCGCUCCAUCGGGCUCCCUCGCUUCCUCACCGGCGUACGGAGCAGUAAGCUUUGUGACUCCCGGCAAUCCGGAAAGUGCCGUGUCGACAUCAUCCGCCUACUAUGUGGGUCAAAUGAACCGCGAUGGAGCUGCCAUUCUCAAGUAUGAUUUGGAGGGAAAUCGAGAUAUGAGUUUUACAGCGCCCAACUUUACCAACAUUCGUGGACUUGCCAUGAAUGGUGCCGGCGACACAAUCUGGGCCGCUCAUGAUGGCGCUGUGGCCGAGCUGGAGUUUGUGGAUCAAGCUCAAAGCAGCCUCCGUCUCAAGCAAUUGUACAAUACGAGCGACUACAUCUCGGCACCCAAUGGUUUGUGCUUGUCAGACGACGAAUCCACCAUGUUUGUGACGGAUCCACUGGCCAAUGCCCUGCUGCAAAUUGACUUUGGAGAUAAUACUCCAACCAUGACGUUGGUGUUCCGGCGACAAGGUCAGUCUCCCAACGGAUGUGUGGUACAAGGCAACACAGUUUGGAUGGUACACCGUACAGAAGCGGGUAUCACCAAGUACGAUAUCGCCAAGUCCGAGGUGGGAAACACAGAACCCUUCUCCCUAGAUAUUGUUGCCUUGACGAGCACUGCGCAAGGUCCACCUAGUUUUGGGGACGGCAUUGUGUUUUGGAAUGGCAAAUUAUACGUCUCCGUGUGGCAAUUUUCCGCGGCGCCCCCGUGGAAUGGGACGGUCUUUGAGUGUGAUAGUACCAGUACGUGUGAACCAUUUUCGGUGGGAUCGGUGGCCGCCGAUAUGCAACUCGAUUUGAAAACUCCGGAUCAACCGGCUUUGAUUCUUCCCAAUUUAUUUGGCCAGCAAGUGGCAACCUUGCCGUUGCCUCCUGCAGCAGCUACCGAAGCGCCUGCAGUGGCAGCUACCGAAUCUCCUGCGAGUGCUGCAAUAAGUCCAGCUCCAUUAUUCGUAUCCUCUGCGGUUCUUCUUCUAGCGGGACUUGCCGCAUUCAUUUUGUACUAA
Molecule: messenger RNA, 1104 nt
Organism: Seminavis robusta
Lineage: Eukaryota; Bacillariophyta; Bacillariophyceae; Naviculales; Naviculaceae
Source: the annotation of a GenBank genome assembly